Nymphaea colorata (pocket water lily) is the source of this 1040-nucleotide messenger RNA. Its product is annotated as protein TRACHEARY ELEMENT DIFFERENTIATION-RELATED 7A-like. Gene Ontology annotation, biological process: plant-type secondary cell wall biogenesis. The transcript has a single exon. The record is from RefSeq and is a predicted model, not a curated record. NCBI's taxonomy places the organism in Eukaryota, Viridiplantae, Streptophyta, Magnoliopsida, Nymphaeales, Nymphaeaceae. Bases 222 to 881 code for a protein of 219 amino acids.
AGCAAUUGUGGCCCUAGAAGUGCAUUAGAAUUCCAAAAAUGACAACCUAGCAAAUCUUGCCACUGGAGGCAAGAUUCAAAUCUCAAACAAGUAAUCAGAGUUGGAGUCAAGCUGCUGCUGAAUUACAAAUACCCUAAUUGGUUACAGGUCUCCAUGUUCACAGCAGAACCCAGAUUCCCUGUACAGAUUUGCUAUCUUCAGAAAAAAUAUUCUUGUUUUCCAUGGCAUACUUCCAGCCUGACUAUUUCCCUGGGUUCAUUGCACCACCACCUCCGCAUCUGCCACCGCCUCAUAGCUAUGUUCACCCACCUCCAUCGUCACCCAGCUCAAAGUCACCGCCAACUCCACCACCUGCACCUCAUUCUGCUGCACCCCCUCCAUCUCAUAUCUUCCCACCUCCAUCACCUCAUGCCUUCCCACCACCGCCACAUCACACAUUCCCACCUCCAUCACCUCAUGUCUACCCCCAACCACCACCUCAUGUCUACCCCCAACCGCCACCUUUCCAUCCCAACAUCCCUCCACCAGCUCCUGCUCACCAUUCAACAGUCAUAAUAGUUGUUUUCGCCUCCUUGGGAGGUCUCUUUUUCCUUGCAUUCCUUUCUCUUGCUCUUUGUUGCUUUAUCAAGAAGAGGAAGAAGCAGGUGGAGAAGUCGGAGAUAAUCAACGUGGAGGAGCACUUCAAAGUCCAGGAGGCUAUAGUGCCCGGGCCUCAUGGCCAGGAAACUGUUGUGUUGUCCAUAGAAGAGGACAUCAAGUUUGAAGAGAAGGUGAAGAAGGAUGAAAAGCUCAGUGAAGCAGAUGAAGGGGCCGUUACCAUCCAUGGAGAGCCCUCUCAUUCCCACAGCUCUGAUCUGCUUCAUAUUAAGCACAAGGCCUGAUGAACCACUUAUUUGUGUGAAGAACAAUAAAUAACCGUUAUUCUUUUUCUUAUUAUCCAUAUUUGCGAUAAACAAGAACAAAGUGUCGCUGUAAACUCCUGCAAGGCAUGGAAUUUGUUUCUAUCUUGUUUGUCAAUUAUUUAAUAAAUAUUUGAACAA